Messenger RNA from Girardinichthys multiradiatus, 4127 nucleotides. RefSeq names its product flotillin 1a (gene flot1a). Gene Ontology annotation, biological process: protein kinase C signaling; protein localization to plasma membrane; regulation of receptor internalization. Lineage: Eukaryota; Metazoa; Chordata; Actinopteri; Cyprinodontiformes; Goodeidae. Gene Ontology annotation, cellular component: plasma membrane. The transcript has 13 exons. The record is from RefSeq and is a predicted model, not a curated record. The coding region runs from base 197 to 1489 and encodes 430 amino acids.
UGCUCAAGACGCUGAGCUGCAGUCCUCGCUGACUCGCUCCAUCAUCAUCGCCUUAGAUCGGAGUAAACAUUUACUGCUAUUAAAAUACAUCAGAUUGAACCAAACCAAACAGAUACGUACUGAGCGGUUUCAUUCUGCUACACCCAAAUAACAUCGUUUUUUCACCGAGCGGUAGUCAGUAAAAGGAUCAGCAAACAUGUUCUACACCUGUGGUCCCAACGAAGCCAUGGUGGUUUCAGGCUUCUGUCGUUCCCCUCCGGUGAUGAUCGCUGGAGGUCGAGUGUUUGUCUUCCCGUGCUUUCAGCAGCUUCAGAGGAUUUCUCUGAACACUCUGACUCUGAAUGUGAAGAGCGAUAAGGUCUACACCCGCCAUGGGGUGCCCAUCUCCGUUACUGGGAUCGCUCAGAUGAAGAUCCAGGGUCAGAACAAGCAGAUGCUGGCUGCAGCCUGUCAGAUGUUCAUGGGAAAGUCUGAGGGUCAAAUCGCUCAGAUCGCCCUGGAGACGCUGGAGGGACACCAGCGGGCCAUCAUUGCCCACCUGACUGUAGAGGAAAUCUACAAGGACAGGAAGAAGUUCUCAGAGCAGGUUUUUAAGGUGGCUUCCUCUGAUCUGGUCAACAUGGGCAUCAGCGUGGUCAGCUACACUCUGAAGGACGUCCAUGAUGAUCAGGAUUAUCUGCACUCACUGGGAAAAGCUCGAACAGCCCAGGUCCAGAAGGACGCUCGCAUUGGAGAGGCUCAGAACAAGAGAGAUGCGGUGAUGAGGGAGGCUCAUGCUUUGCAGGAAAAAAUCUCAGCUCAGUACAAGAACGAGAUCGACAUGGCAAAGGCCCAACGAGACUACGAGCUGAAGAAGGCGGCCUACGACAUUGAAGUGAACACCAAGAAGGCAGAGUCAGAGAUGGCCUAUCAGCUACAGGUUGCGAAGACAAAGCAGCGCAUUGAGGAUGAGAAGAUGCAGGUCCAGGUGGUGGAGCGCUCACAGCAGAUCAUGCUGCAGGAGCAGGAAAUCACCCGCAAGGAGAAGGAGCUGGAGGCUAAGGUGAAGAAACCUGCCGAGGCUGAGCGGUACCGCCUGGAAAAACUGGCUGAGGCUCAGCGUAUGAAGAUGAUCAUGGAGGCAGAGGCUGAAGCUGAGUCGAUCAGGAUUAAAGGUGAGGCUGAGGCGUUCGCGGUCGAGGCAAAGGGUCGCGCUGAAGCAGAGCAGAUGGCGAAGAAGGCCGAGGCCUUCAGGGAGUACAAGGACGGAGCCAUGGUGGACAUGCUGCUGGAGAAACUGCCUCUGAUGGCGGAAGAGAUCAGCAGGCCUCUGUGUGAAGCCAACAAAGUGACCAUGGUGUCCAGUGGAGGAGGAGACAUAGGUGCAGCCAAACUGUCAGGAGAGGUGCUGAACAUCAUGACUCGCCUCCCAGAAGCAGUGGAGAAACUGACCGGAAUCAACAUCUCUCAGGUGUCUUCUCGGACAGGCAGACGGGAAUCAAACCAAUGAGCUUGCUGCCAGAUCUGUUCUCGGUCUGUCUGGAUUCCCUGCAUCAUAAUGUCUGCUUCCUUACCUCCCAUCCUCCGUGUAUCCGUUCCCUUAACUGGUUUUUGUGUUUUUCACAUUUAAUCUGGUGACUAAUGCCGUGCUUUAUCUGAGUUCAAUAAUUAAACUCCGGUGACAUGUAUAGCUGUUAUCUGUGGUUUAUGUGGCAUAUAGUACACACAUACAGCACUGUGCAAAAGUCUUGAAGUACCCUUUACUUUAUAUUUUGCUUCCAAGGAGCCAGGCCUUUUUGUAGACUUUGAAGUUGUUUUUAGCAAUAGAAAUGACUUUAUUUAGUAUUGUUUUAAAGAUUUAAAAUAUUUAAGGCUGGAAAACUGUUAUCCACCCCCCAUAAGCACUAAACAAAUGAAAAUGCUUUAUGUGUUUAGCAAAAUGAUGCCGUGUUCAAACUGCCUACAUCUGUUGUCUUAUAUAAUCAGAUCAAACACUAGUUUAUCCCAUCGGUUUUAAAGGCCAGGAUGAAUUAUUGGUCAGAAUUAAAUAACCUAGAAAAGAAAAAGCAUUCAUCUCAAAAUUUUUAACAGUGAACAAAAAAAAAAAAAACAUUUUAAAAAACCUUCAGAAACUCUGAAGAAGACGAUGAUGAAGUCUAUUUCCUCCUAAAUUAAACCUAAGGAAAUGAAGGGCUUCUCAGACUUUUGCACAGCACUGUAUUUACCUCUUUAAUUUCACAUAAAUAUUUUAUAGUGCUUCUAAUUAUAAAGUUACAUUGAGAUAUGCAACCCUCUUUUGUCUUCAGUCAGACACUACUUACUGUAAUAGAGGCAGAAUUCGAUUUUAUGGAUCUUAUCCGUUUCAUUGAUCUUCUCCCUGAGAGAUUUUAAACAUACUCAUAGAUCAUCAAAUUUCAUUUUUAAUGAUUUCUGUAUGUUUCUGUCAUUUUUUACCCCGCUGUAUGUGCUUUCAUACCACGUCUCCGUCAGUGUUUACCUGUAACAUCUCCUUUGACACGGCCAGUGUCCGCCGCCUUGCUGACAAACCUCAAGUGCAUCUUAGCGUCAACGUCUGACAGGAAAACAUCAUUCCCGAAAGCCACUAACACUUUUCAAAACCUGUUUCUGACAGAAUAUAUAACAAUGUAUUUUUUUAAAAGCAUGAAUGAUUGGAAAAUGACAGGUAUGGCUAACAGACUUUAUGUAAUGCAAACACAUUUUCUGCAAGAUAUUUCCCGUCACCAGGUACUUAAGCAGCACUUUAAUGUCCUUUAAUGUGGAUUUUAUUAGAUACCUACACUUCUAAAAAUCAAACAUAAACAAUUGCAAUUUAUAUGGUUUAGACUCAAUGAGUUUGGUUUAGCAGGAGAGAAAUGUAUAAUUUAAUUAAACUUUAAAAAUUUUUACUCACCAAUAAAUAUUUAAUCUAGGCCUAACAGGAGGAACUUCUAGUUCAGCUUCCCUUUAGGAUUUUUUGGCAAAGUUAUCUAGCAGCUUUUAGACAGGUGGAUCCUGCAAAACUCAAGGUACAUUGAAGAAAAAUAUGACACUGCAGAAGUUAAGAAAACGGUGUGAGAUUUCUAAAAUUAACUCUGUUUGAAAUCAGCAGAGAAAUGAAGCUCAAACUCUGAACUAUAAGAAGAUAAAAAUGGUAAAUCAGGCCCUGAUGUGAUGUGACUUAACGAAAAUUUAUGUUUUAUGAUCGGUUAUGAGAGACUAUGGUUCUUUUAAGGUUUCUGUAACAUGCACGAUGUCUAGUAGUUUUCCAAACAUCUCUAUGUAUGAAAUUUAAAAUAUCUUAUUGUUUUAAUACAUCUUCACCUAGAAAACGAUGUUUACUCUGAAACAUCACUUUAGUCACUACAAAAUAUCCCAAUAUGCCUUAAAUCAUAAACCUAUCUCGCUGUCGGCCUCUACCUCAAGUAUUGGACCUGUUGCAUGAAAUACUUCAUUUGUUUAAGGAUAGGUGUGUGUUUCAGUGCAUCACAGGUGAGUUUCUCUAAGUGAAAAUAUUUAGCUCUGUUUAUUUUACAGUAUUUAUUUGUAUUUGUGUUGUGAAUAUCGGCCCCUCUAAUCCUGCUGCUGCUUUAGUUAUGUGUGAACUCUGCACAGCCGGUUUCACCGCAGCCAAACAUACUGAAAUGGCUUUUCAUCUGUGUAUGUUAUUCAUCUGAAGACAGCCACUGUUGUUUUAAUGCAUGCAUCCGCACCUAUUACACUUGAAUUGUAUUGCACUGUAUAUUCUUAGAAGCAGUGUAUGUUUAUAGCCAGGACACAGCGGGCGGGGAGUUACCAAAGUUGGCUAAAAAUGUUCAUCUGUAGUGUUCAGAAUUAAAUCACAUGGAACAUGUAGAUUAAAUGUACUUUAUGCAGAAUAUAUUUGAUACAGUGUCCAUGUAGCAUUGUCCGUUUCACAUAUUAACUUUGGAUAACUACUAACCUUAACAAAGAUAAGCUCUAUUUGUGAUGAUAAAUGUAUUAAAUCUAUAGAGUUUAUUGAAGUUCUUUCUUGUAUAUGAAUCUCUGGCAGAUUGGAUAGUCACUCCUUGGUAAAUAAUAUUACUGUCAGAGCAUUUCUGGUGUUUUGUGUUUUAUUAAAUGCACCAUCCUGCAUCUAAUAUGCUUAAUAAAUUUCAAAUGGAAACCAA